Messenger RNA from Cimex lectularius (bed bug), 2341 nucleotides. Its product is annotated as sodium/bile acid cotransporter 5-like. The record is from RefSeq and is a predicted model, not a curated record. The coding region runs from base 16 to 1554 and encodes 512 amino acids. The transcript is spliced from 7 exons. Gene Ontology annotation, cellular component: membrane. NCBI's taxonomy places the organism in Eukaryota, Metazoa, Arthropoda, Insecta, Hemiptera, Cimicidae.
UUAGAGUCUUAUAUAAUGGAAGAAGUCCCUGAAGACCAAGCAGGGUGGGAGAACACUCUCACUCCCAGUGAAAGGGGGUCAGCGUUCAGUUUGGUGCUUGCUCUUGAGGAGGACAGUUCAAAAACAAAGUUCAGUUUAGGAGUUAAGGAGGCAAAGAUGAUGUGCCCAUUAUGGCCGUUGCACAUAGUGCUCAUGUAUUUGAUGGCGCUGUGCCCGCUCUGGUAUGUCACAUGCCAGAUUGUCGCCAAAGCAUCGAAGUUCAGCGCCAAGUUUACACCUGGCGAACUGAGUUCACUUUAUAUGCAGAACUCUCAGACCGUCGGAGUGUCGACGAGAGAUCUUAGCGACAUGGAGAUAAAAAAUAGCAUUAUACGAGCAAUUGUGUCGGAUCAGGCUGUAGCGUACGUUCCGGAUUCAGAAGUGAUAUUUACAAAGUCGAAAGAGGAUUUGAACGAUAUCUGGAACGGGAGUUUUAACAUCACGGGCAACUUUUUGGGUUUUACAUCUGUUAAAAUAUGUGUUACAGACAAAAAUGGGCCUCAGAAUGUCUGUACAAAAAUGUCUGAUGAGAUGAAAGUCAAGGUAUUGAGAAAACCCCGUUUCAUCGAUCAUGUAUUUACAGGAAGUGUAAUUAUUCUUGUUUCUGUGAUAUUCAUAAAUUUUGGGUGCGCACUUGAUGUAAAUAGCUUAAAACAAGCUAUUUUGCGCCCUAUUGGACCACUUAUUGGACUGCUCAGCCACUUUCUAUUUUUGCCUUUGAUAAGUUUUGGUUUGGGAGAGCUCUUGUUUCCAGGAGAGUCAGGUAGUUCUAUGAGAUUAGGGUUGUUCUUCACUGGGAUUUCACCAGCUGGGGGUGCUUCAAAUAUUUGGACUUACUCUUUGGGAGGCAACUUAAAUCUCAGUGUGACAAUGACAGCAGUCAGCACAUUAGCAUCUUUUGUGAUGAUACCACUUUGGGUGUUCACUUUGGGACCAGUUAUAUUUAGCAAAGGCACAAUGGGUGUGCCUUAUACUCGCAUCCUGACGUCCGGUGCAGGUCUUAUCAUUCCCUUAACGAUAGGAUACAUUAUUCAACGCAAUUGCAAAAGAUUAUCCGCAAUUAUGGUUCGCAUCCUGAAGCCUUUCUCUGCGUUGUUGAUCAUAUUUAUAGUGGUUUUUGCUACUGUAACGAAUAUGUACCUUUUUCAGUUAUUCUCUUGGGAGAUCAUUAUCGCAGGAAUCGGUUUGCCAUUCCUAGGAUACCUGGCUGGUCUGAUAAGUGGGAAAUUGUUUAGACAACCGCCAGAGGAUGUUUUGGCAAUAUCGAUUGAAACAGGAGUUCAGAAUACAGGGAUUGCGAUAUUCCUCCUGAAAUUCUGUUUGCCACAACCUCUGGCAGAUUUGACGACAGUGAUACCGGUAUGCGUGGCACUGAUGACACCUCUGCCUUUGUUGAUUUUACUCGCCGCAAGAAAAAUCUUGUUCGCAGAAUCAAAAAAGGAGAAAGUCACUACAAGCACAGACGACACGUUACCUUGCCUUGAAAAACUGAAAUCCCCCAAUACACGGUAUUAGUGCCUUCAUCGUUAUCACAAAAACCAGCCCAUCAGCGAUAGAUAAUCUAGUAGAACAUUAGAUUUUUUCUAAGAGUAGGAAAAAAAUUGUAGGACAAAUGAUUUUUGUGUGCAUUUUUAAAACUUGAAACUGCCUUCUGUUCUUUAAGAACGAAAAUCAAUCUUUGCACUUUGGGUCGACUCGCCAAGUUUCUAAUAAUAAGUUUUCAAAAUGAUUUAUUUUAUGACAUCACUUCAAAUAAAUCAUUUUUUUGUUAAUUUAAAAAUGUAAACGAUUACAUUCGAAACAACUUGUACUGCAUUUUUGAUAUUGUCAUUCCGAUGUUUGACCAUGACAAUUAUUAAAUUAUAAUUAAUUUAUUUUGAUAUUAAAUUAUGUUUUUAUGUUGACUGCGGUGAUUUGUAAAACACGCCGAACACCAUUAACCAAAUAAAUUACUUAUUAGAAUGCGACUGCAUUAUGAGAAAUAAAUGAACAGUUUAAAAAUUGUAAUAUAGUAUUUAUUGUAUAAUCUGUGUUUAAACACCAUUGAGAGAAUUUUUUUUAAAUGUAAGCAGUAAAACGCAUGGAUUAUUUUAUGUUAUUAAAAAUUGUUCGGUCAAAACAUCUAUGUCAUUGUAAUUACAAAAUUUACAUUUCAUAUUAAAGGAGAGACCCAUUGUGCAAGGGUAUUACUACUUAAUUAAGUCAGCAAUCAUGAGAAAUGUUCAAAUUGUUAAAUUAAGAAAAAAGAACUAAAAAUCUAAGUACCUUGAAAAAAUAUAUACAGCUUAAUUUUAUAAUUGUU